GCCGCGCGGACCGCGGCUCCCGGCAGGGCCCAGCACUGCGCGCAGCCGGCAGGAGCCGGGCCCGGGCCCGGGCGGGCUGAGUUGCGGCCGCGCCGCCGUUGUGUGCCCGUUCCGCUCCGUUCCGCUCGUUCCGGCGCGGGCCCGCCCCUGUGGCCGUGACGGCGGCGCCGCGGGGCGGGCCGGGAGCGCGCGGGGCACGCCGGGAGCGGCGGAGGGCGGACGGACGGGCGGACGGAGCGGCGCGAUGUGGUACGAGAUCCUGCCCGGCAUGGCCGUCAUGGGCGUCUGCCUCAGCAUCCCCGGCCUCUCCACGCUCUUCAUACACCGCUGGUGCAACGGCGGCAAGGAGAAGAGAGUGGCCCGCUACCCGUACCAGUGGAGCCUGAUGGAACGGGACAGGCGGCUCUCGGGUGUCAACAAGUACUACGUGUCCAAGGGCCUGGAGAACAUAGACUAAGUGGCAGCACUUGGAAGAAUCUACGUAUCCAUAUAAAAUGAUUUAACUCUUUAAUAAAGAUAGACAUGUAUUCAA
Messenger RNA from Colius striatus (speckled mousebird), 532 nucleotides. RefSeq names its product NADH:ubiquinone oxidoreductase subunit A1 (gene NDUFA1). The transcript is spliced from 3 exons. Bases 245 to 457 code for a protein of 70 amino acids. The record is from RefSeq and is a predicted model, not a curated record. NCBI's taxonomy places the organism in Eukaryota, Metazoa, Chordata, Aves, Coliiformes, Coliidae.